AUGGAUGACGACCACGACCACGACCACGACCCCGACGCGCCGUCGCCGGCCGCCGGGGAGCGGUGCCCGUGCUGCUGCUCCUCCACCUCCUCCGCCUCGCCGGCCGUGCCGUGGCGGCGGUCCGUGAAGCGGAAGCUGGGCGCGGAGAAGGGCGGGGAGGCGGGCGGGGACGAGGAGGCGGGCCCCGCGGCGCGGGUCGAGGCGGAGGACGAGUGCGCGGCGCUGCGGGAGGCGGUGGCGUCGGCGCAGUCCGCGGCGUCGGCGCUGCGGGCCGAGGUCGAGGAGGAGCGCCUCGCCGCGGCCAGCGCCGCCAGCGAGGCCAUGGCCAUGAUGCUCCGCCUGCAGCGCGAGAAGGCCGAGGUACAGAUGGAGCUCCGCCAGUUCCGCCGCUUCGCCGACGAGAAGAUGGCGCUCGACGCCGCCGACAUCGACCAGCUCCGCGCGCUCCUGGCGCAGCGCGCGCGCCGCCUGGUGCGCCUGCGCGCCAGGCUCCGCGAGUACAGGCUGCAGUUCAUCCACCUCGGCAUCCCGCUCCCCGAGGGCGAGGACCUCGUCGCGCAGAACGCCGCCGAGGAGGAAGAGGACCUCCUCCUGCUCGAGGGCGAGGACGGCUACGUCGAUGGCGAUGGCGGGUACUACCCUGAGCUCCGCUGCAACGACGGGGAGUACUACUACUACGAGGACGGGCAGGAGGAAGAGGAUGCGGUUGCCCUCGAUCUGGAGCGCCGGAUCUGCCGCCUCGAGCACGAUCAGGAAACUCGCCUGCUUGAGCCACCCCUUGAGGAAGAGGAAGAGAAAGGCACCCACCUCUACACAGAUGAGGCGUUGCCGAACUUGUCUGGGCAUGAACGGGGUGGCAUCUAUACUGAUGAGGUGUUAUCUGAGGAGGAUGUGGAAGCAAGGAGCAACCUCCACAAUGAUGAUGAAGAGCUGCCGGAGUCUCCUACUGCUGGAAGUGGUGAUGGGGAGGAAGCAGGCGAGGCUGAUGGUGUUGACAGUGUAAGUGGCAGUGGCAGUGAUAGGGUGUACACCAUUGACAAGGUGCAUCAAGGUGCGCCUGCGCCUAUUGCAAGGGUCAUGGAUAAGUACCAGGGCGAGGCAGUGGAGCCAGACAUUAAGAAGCUUUACAUGAGGCUGGAGGCGCUGGAGGCCGAUAGGGAGUCGAUGAGGCAGGCCCUUGUGGCAAUGCGCACAGAGAAGGCACAACUUGUGCUUCUUCGUGAGAUUGCGCAGCAGCUUGCCAAGGAUAGAGUUCCAGUUGGGUCAGGAGCUGGGGCAGGGCCAGGUGUACACUCUUCGCCUAGAAAACGCGCAGUUGGGAUUGUAGAAAGGAGAUUCACAGAGGACAAGAAGGCGGCACUUGUCAAGACAUAUUCCAUGGUUGCCUUGUUUAAGUGGGUCCUCACUUUAUUUGGCAAGAAAAAGAAGCUAUCUCAAAGCAGGUAUACUUUUGGCUUAUCAAGUAAUAAUGUUGGUUUGCUCCUACUCUUGGAUAAGUGCCCACGGAUCCAGAAAACCCUCACAAGAACAAAGUAA
Miscanthus lutarioriparius is the source of this 1536-nucleotide messenger RNA. The record is from the annotation of a GenBank genome assembly. NCBI's taxonomy places the organism in Eukaryota, Viridiplantae, Streptophyta, Magnoliopsida, Poales, Poaceae.